ACAAACUCUUUUAUCAUCUGUUUUUAUAUCAUAUAUCCACAUAUCGAUUUUCUUUCUCCACAGUCGGACGACGAUCUCAAAAAGAAACCCUAAUAAAUAUUGAAAAAGUUUGGAAACAUGGAUCCGGAGGAUGUGGAGAUUGCAAAAAUACAGGAAGAAAGGAAAAAAAUGGCGGCUUUGGCCCCGAACUCUAUUACUUUCGACACGGAUCUGUAUGAUGGAAACAAUCGGUUUGAGGAUUAUAACAGGGAGAUUCCUGCUAAUGAUGAUGAAGAGAAUGCCGAUGCUAUGGAUAAUGAGGUUGCCAGGAAACUAGCUUCUUAUACUGCUCCGAGAUCUUUGUUGAAUGAUAUGUUGCCCCGUGGCGAGGAUGACGAGUCUUUAGGGAAUAAAAAGUCGCAGAGGAUUAUUGACAGGGAAGACGAUUAUCGUAGGAGGAGGUUGAAUCAGGUUAUUUCUCCGGAAAGGCAUGAUGCUUUUGCCAGCGGUGAUAAGACUCCCAAGCCUGAAACGAGGUCUUAUGCUGAUAUCAUGAAGGAGGAAGCUUUGAAAAGAGAGAAACAGGAGACAUUGAAAAUUAUUGCCCAACGGAAAAAGGAAGAGGAAGAGAAUAAGGCUGCUGGGAAAGAAAAAGAACCCGGUGCACAACCGGCUCAGAAAAGGAGGAACAGAUGGGAUCAGUCUCAGGAUAAUGAAUCCGGUGGUGGGAAGAAAGCCAAGACCACGGCUAGUUCUGAUUGGGAUGCGCCAGACUCGACUCCAGGGAUUGGGAGAUGGGAUGCUACCCCUACCCCAGGGAGGAUUGGUGAUGCAACUCCUUCCUUGUCCAGAAAGAACCGGUGGGAUGAAACUCCGACACCGGGUCGGUUGGCUGAUUCUGAUGCUACCCCAGCUGCCGGUGGAGUUACGCCAGGUGCUACUCCAGCUGGUAUGGCAUGGGACGCCACACCCAAGCUGUCUGGUAUGGCUACCCCCACGCCUAAACGGCAGAGAUCAAGAUGGGAUGAGACGCCAGCAACUAUGGCAGGUGCUACACCAAGCAUGGCUACACCUAUAGCAUCUGGUGUUACCCCUUAUGGUGCGGCUGAACUUGCCACUCCGACCCCAAGUGCUAUAAAUAUGCGUGGUGCCUUCACACCAGAGCAGUAUAAUUUGCUUAGAUGGGAGAAAGACAUUGAAGACAGGAAUCGCCCGUUGACAGAUGAAGAACUUGAUACGAUGUUUCCUCAAGAAGGGUACAAGAUUUUGGAACCGCCACCCUCUUAUGUUCCAAUUAGAACUCCUGCAAGGAAGCUUCUUGCUACCCCAACACCUUUAGGCACACCUCUGUAUUCAAUUCCUGAAGAAAAUAGGGGUCAGCAGUUUGAUGUUCCAAAAGAGAUGCCUGGUGGGUUGCCAUUUAUGAAGCCAGAAGAUUACCAAUACUUUGGUGCCUUGUUGAACGAAGACGAAGAAGAAGAAUUGUCUCCUGAUGAGCAAAAGGAGAGGAAAAUUAUGAAGUUGCUGCUUAAGGUUAAGAAUGGUACUCCUCCACAGAGGAAAACAGCUUUGAGGCAGCUUACAGAUAAGGCUCGUGAAUUUGGUGCUGGCCCGCUGUUCAAUCGUAUCCUUCCAUUGCUUAUGCAGCCAACUCUGGAGGAUCAAGAGAGACACUUGUUGGUAAAGGUCAUCGAUAGGGUGCUUUACAAGUUAGAUGAGCUCGUUCGACCUUAUGUGCACAAGAUUCUGGUUGUCAUAGAACCUCUGCUGAUUGAUGAAGACUAUUAUGCUCGUGUGGAGGGAAGAGAAAUCAUAUCCAAUCUCAGCAAGGCUGCUGGAUUAGCAACUAUGAUUGCUGCAAUGCGUCCGGAUAUUGAUAACAUUGAUGAAUAUGUAAGGAACACCACUGCGAGAGCUUUCAGUGUUGUUGCAUCAGCACUCGGGAUCCCUGCCCUGUUACCUUUCUUGAAAGCCGUAUGUCAGAGUAAGAAAUCAUGGCAAGCAAGGCAUACAGGUAUUAAAAUUGUUCAACAGAUUGCUAUUCUGAUUGGGUGUGCAGUUCUUCCCCACCUAAGGUCUCUUGUGGAGAUCAUAGAACAUGGUCUCAACGAUGAAAAUCAAAAAGUCAGAACAAUCACUGCCCUCUCAUUGGCUGCACUUGCUGAAGCUGCUGCCCCAUAUGGUAUCGAGAGCUUUGACUCUGUUCUCAAGCCGUUGUGGAAGGGUAUUCGGUCUCACCGUGGCAAGGUCUUAGCUGCUUUCUUGAAGGCAAUUGGGUUUAUCAUUCCUCUUAUGGAUGCCAUAUAUGCCAGCUACUAUACCAAGGAAGUGAUGGUUAUACUGAUCCGCGAGUUUCAAUCUCCAGAUGAAGAAAUGAAGAAAAUUGUGCUUAAAGUGGUGAAGCAGUGCGUGAGUACUGAAGGUGUUGAGGCAGAUUACAUUCGCAGUGAUAUUCUUCCAGAGUUUUUCAGGAACUUUUGGGUCAGAAGGAUGGCUUUGGAUCGCAGAAACUAUAAGCAGCUUGUUGAGACAACAGUUGAGAUUGCAAAUAAAGUAGGUGUUCCCGACAUUGUUGCUAGAAUAGUUGAAGAUUUGAAAGAUGAAAGUGAGCCUUACAGGAGAAUGGUUAUGGAAACAAUUGAGAAAGUUGUGGCCAAUCUUGGUGCAUCUGAUAUCGAUGCUCGUUUAGAAGAGCUUCUCAUUGAUGGUAUCCUGUAUGCCUUCCAAGAACAAACUAGUGAUGAUGCCAAUGUGAUGCUUAAUGGGUUUGGUGCAGUUGUUAAUUCUCUUGGACAGAGAGUAAAGCCAUAUCUCCCUCAGAUUUGUGGUACUAUAAAGUGGCGCCUGAACAACAAAAGUGCAAAAGUGAGGCAGCAGGCUGCAGAUCUGAUUUCAAGGAUCGCUGUCGUGAUGAAACAAUGCCAAGAAGAACAAUUGAUGGGGCAUCUUGGGGUUGUCUUGUACGAGUAUUUAGGAGAAGAGUAUCCUGAAGUUUUGGGAUCGAUAUUGGGUGCUCUCAAAGCGAUUGUGAAUGUCAUUGGUAUGACGAAGAUGACUCCACCAAUAAAAGACUUGCUCCCACGUUUAACCCCAAUUUUGAAGAAUCGUCAUGAGAAGGUUCAGGAGAACUGUAUCGAUCUUGUGGGUCGUAUUGCUGAUCGUGGUGCAGAGUUUGUUCCUGCACGGGAAUGGAUGAGGAUCUGCUUUGAGCUUCUCGAGAUGCUAAAGGCCCACAAGAAGGGUAUUCGUCGAGCUACUGUGAACACAUUCGGGUACAUUGCUAAAGCUAUUGGACCUCAAGAUGUGCUGGCUACCCUUUUAAACAAUCUCAAGGUGCAAGAGCGACAGAACCGUGUGUGCACCACUGUUGCCAUUGCAAUCGUUGCAGAAACUUGCUCACCAUUCACGGUUUUGCCUGCCUUGAUGAAUGAGUAUCGUGUACCUGAGUUAAAUGUGCAAAAUGGGGUGCUUAAAUCUUUAUCCUUUCUUUUUGAGUACAUCGGAGAGAUGGGUAAAGACUACAUUUAUGCUGUGACUCCCCUAUUGGAGGAUGCUUUAAUGGACAGGGACCUGGUUCAUAGGCAAACUGCAGCUUCUGCAGUGAAACAUAUGGCUCUAGGGGUGGCGGGCUUGGGCUGUGAGGAUGCUUUGAUCCACUUGCUGAACUAUGUGUGGCCCAACAUUUUUGAGACAUCACCACAUGUUAUAAAUGCUGUGAUGGAAGCUAUUGAGGGCAUGAGGGUUGCAUUGGGGCCAGCUGUUGUGCUAAAUUAUUGUCUACAGGGCCUGUUUCAUCCUGCAAGGAAGGUUCGGGAAGUGUACUGGAAAAUUUACAACUCGCUUUACAUCGGUGCCCAGGAUGCUCUUGUGGCUGCUUACCCCAUGCUGGAGGAUGAAGGAGAGAACGUUUACAGCAGACCUGAGUUGACUAUGUUUGUCUGAGGAAAGGUACAUAGUGCAUGGGGUGCACGUGGAUCAGCAAUCAGCUUGUCAUGGUGAUCAAGAGGUAAUUCAAAUCUCAAAUAUGACCCAAAGAUCAAUGAGCAGUACAAGACUAAAAGUUAUUCCAUGGGUCAUUGUUUUAAUUAAUUUUAUGUUGUUGUAUGGUGUCUUAAAUGUGACGCGACCUGCUGAUCUGGACGGAGUCUACUACUUCCUUACAUUGAGUGAAAAUACGGUUGCAGUAGUGAAACUCUUUCUAUCUUAUUAAGUUACCAUAUUUUUAUUUUUGUUUUCACCGAGAUAAGACUGAUAUUUGCAUCAUUCCUUUGAAGCUAACUUUCUUAGAAGUGGAGUACCUGCAAUAACUAAUCAUCAAGUAGCUGGGGUUAUAUCUUGUGUCCUGAAAGCUAGGGUUUCUUGGUUAUCGUCUCUAUUGAUCUUAGAAGUCAAAAAUGUCUUUUUUGUGUGUUGAUGCUUGUGCUUCUUUUACAGAUGAGAACUUCAUAUCUGUGUUCCAUAUAUCUAUUUUGAUAUUUGGUUAAAAUCAUGCAACGGCCAUUGAUUUCAUUUAUCUGGGGCAACAAGGAACUGAAGGGUAUCAUGUCUUGGGUCGUUUUAAGUCCAGUUGAGGGGAGAUUGGUUGGUAUUGUUUGUAACUGUUUUUAGUUGUCCUUUAACUAGAAGCUCCGAGUUUAAUUCUCAGGUGAACCUCUUUCUAGUUUACAUAUGGCUGUACUUAUUGAUGGCAAUAGGCUAUAACACUGCAGCCUUCACAUUAAUUAUGCUUGAAGAUACAAUUAGUUAUAUGCUGAUGCAAGAAUGUGUAUUCGAAGUA
Molecule: messenger RNA, 4756 nt
Organism: Erigeron canadensis
Lineage: Eukaryota; Viridiplantae; Streptophyta; Magnoliopsida; Asterales; Asteraceae
Product: splicing factor 3B subunit 1
Exons: 3
Coding region: 118-3921 (1267 amino acids)
Biological process (GO): spliceosomal complex assembly
Cellular component (GO): catalytic step 2 spliceosome; U12-type spliceosomal complex; U2-type prespliceosome
Molecular function (GO): mRNA binding
Source: RefSeq, a predicted model, not a curated record